This is a messenger RNA of Apus apus (common swift), 11958 nucleotides long. RefSeq names its product insulin like growth factor 1 receptor (gene IGF1R). Gene Ontology annotation, cellular component: axon; insulin receptor complex; membrane. The transcript has 21 exons. The record is from RefSeq and is a predicted model, not a curated record. Gene Ontology annotation, biological process: glucose homeostasis; protein autophosphorylation; positive regulation of kinase activity. Bases 557 to 4648 code for a protein of 1363 amino acids. Gene Ontology annotation, molecular function: ATP binding; insulin receptor substrate binding; insulin receptor activity. NCBI's taxonomy places the organism in Eukaryota, Metazoa, Chordata, Aves, Apodiformes, Apodidae.
CCCCCCUUCUUUUUUUUUUUUUGUGUGUGUGUGUCUCCGUGUGUGUGCGCGCCGCCUCUGCGUGCGGUGUUUGAAAAUGGAGGUUGAAGAUGCAGACUGCCAGCCCCGAUGUGCCUCACGCCUGCGGCUCCUGUGCACGAUGUACCACUGCAGCCAGCGCUGAGGGGAGACGGCGGCGCCCCCCGCCCCGCGCCCGCCCCCCGCCCCGCAGACAGCGUCGCCCCGGGGCCUUCAUGCCUUCUUCUUCUUCUUGCCGCCGUUAAUACAUCUUGAAUAUCUGUGUAUUUUUGGUGUGGUUGCUCCGGAAGAUCAACACCCAGGGACCUCAGAAACCCUCCGGUUUGCCAGUCCGAAGGGUCUUGUGUUUUGUUUUUAAUUUUUUUUUUUUUUUUUCUCUCGAGGCAACGUGGAUUUAUUUAUCCUGCCCCGCUUCUCGUCCUCUUUUUGCCUCCUUCGUUAUUUUUAGAGGACGGGGAGAGAAAAGAAAGAGAACAAUUUUUUACUUUUUUUUUUUUUUUUUCGGAAAGGGGGAUUUUGUCCAAUUAAGAAAAGAGGAAUGAAGUCUGGCGCUGGAGGAGGGUCCCUCGCCGUCGUCUGGGGGUUUCUACUCGUCUUCGCCGCACUUUGUCUGUGGCCAACAAAUGGGGAAAUUUGCGGGCCAAAUGUUGACAUUCGCAAUGAUAUCCAUGAGCUGAAACGCCUGGAGAACUGUACGGUCAUUGAGGGUUUCCUUCGCAUUCUGCUCAUCUCUAAAGCAGAAGAUUACCGCAACUUCCGCUUCCCAAAGCUCACUGUCAUCACUGACUAUUUGCUGCUGUUCCGUGUGGCAGGCUUGGAAAGCCUCAGUGAUCUCUUCCCCAACCUCACAGUCAUUCGUGGGAGGAACCUCUUCUACAACUAUGCCUUGGUUAUCUUUGAAAUGACAAAUCUUAAAGAGAUUGGGCUUCACAACUUGAGGAACAUAACUCGCGGAGCCAUACGGAUCGAGAAGAACUCCGACCUGUGUUACCUCUCCACGGUGGACUGGUCUCUCAUCCUAGAUGCAGUGUCCAAUAACUACAUCGUUGGGAAUAAACCUCCAAAGGAAUGUGGGGACUUGUGUCCAGGAACAAUGGAGGAGAAGCCAUUGUGUGAGAAGACUUCUAUUAACAAUGAGUACAACUACCGCUGCUGGACCACCAACCACUGCCAGAAAAUGUGCCCCAGCUCAUGUGGCAAGCGAGCCUGUACAGACCAAAACGAGUGUUGCCACCCUGAGUGCCUGGGGAGCUGCACGGCGCCCGACAACAACACGGCCUGCGUGGCCUGCCGCAAUUACUACUACGAGGGAGUCUGCUUGCCCACCUGCCCUCCCAACACCUACAAAUUCGAGGGCUGGCGCUGCGUGACUAAGGAGUUUUGCUCCAAAGUCCCUGCCACUGAAACAAGUGAAUAUGAGAGGUUUGUGAUUCACAACGAUGAAUGCAUGGCAGAAUGCCCCUCUGGAUUCAUACGCAAUGGGAGCCAAAGCAUGUUCUGCAGCCCUUGUGAGGGGCCUUGCCCCAAAAUUUGUGAGGAUGAGAAAACAAAGACCAUUGACUCUGUCACAUCAGCACAAAUGUUGCAGGGAUGCACAAUUCUGAAGGGAAAUCUGCUGAUUAACAUCCGUCGUGGAAAUAACAUUGCCUCAGAACUGGAGAAUUUUAUGGGUCUGAUUGAGACAGUAACAGGGUACGUGAAGAUUCGCCAUUCCCAUGCCUUGGUCUCCCUGUCUUUCUUGAAGAACCUGCGGUAUAUUCUGGGAGAGGAACAGGUGGAUGGGAAUUAUUCCUUCUACGUGCUUGACAACCACAAUCUUCAGCAGCUGUGGGACUGGAACCAUCAUAACUUGACAAUCAAGGAGGGGAAAAUGUACUUUGCCUUUAAUCCUAAACUGUGUGUUUCUGAGAUUUACCGUAUGGAGGAAGUUUCAGGAACCAAGGGCCGACAGAGCAAAGGAGAUAUAAAUCCAAGGAACAAUGGGGAGCGAGCCUCCUGUGAAAGCCACAUUCUGCGUUUUGUUUCCAACACGACACUCAAGAAUCGCAUUAAACUAACAUGGGAACGGUAUCGGCCUCCAGAUUACAGAGAUCUCAUUAGCUUCACUGUUUACUAUAAAGAAGCACCAUUCAAAAAUGUGACUGAGUAUGAUGGGCAAGAUGCAUGUGGUUCCAACAGCUGGAACAUGGUCGACGUUGACCUGCCACCAAACAAAGAGAACAACCCUGGAAUUCUACUACAGGGGUUGAAACCUUGGACUCAAUAUGCCAUUUAUGUCAAGGCUGUUACACUCACAAUGAUGGAAAACCAUCAUAUCCAUGGAGCAAAAAGUGAAAUUGUAUAUAUACGAACCAAUGCUGCAGUGCCAUCCAUUCCCUUGGAUGUUAUUUCAGCAUCCAACUCUUCAUCCCAACUGAUUGUGAAAUGGAAUCCUCCCUCUCUUCCCAAUGGCAACCUUUCAUACUACAUCGUACGAUGGCAGCAGCAACCUCAGGACAGUUACCUUUACAGACACAAUUACUGCUCCAAAGAUAAAGUCCCAAUUCGAAGAUACGCUGAUGGGACCAUUGAUCCAGAUGAUGUUACUGAACCCACCAAGCCAGAGGUCUGUGGAGGUGAAAAAGGACCUUGCUGUGCUUGUCCCAAGACAGAGGCAGAAAAGCAAGCUGAGAAGGAGGAAGCAGAGUACCGGAAAGUCUUUGAGAACUUCCUUCACAACUCUAUCUUUGUCCCCAGACCUGAUCGGAAGCGGAGAGACUUGUUCCAAAUCGCAAAUUCCACUUUGGCCACUCGAAACAGGAACGUGACUGGGACAGAUCACUUCACCAAUGUUUCUGACUCAGAGGAGAGUGAGGUGGAAUACCCAUUCUUUGAGACCAAAGUGGAUGGCAAGGAGAGAACUGUCAUCUCCCAUCUCCAGCCUUUUACCCUUUACCGCAUUGAUAUUCACAGCUGCAACCAUGAAGCUGACACACUUGGUUGUAGCGCUUCCAACUUUGUCUUUGCCAGAACCAUGCCUUCAGAGGGAGCAGAUAACAUUCCAGGAACGGUAGCAUGGGAAGCAAAAGAAGAAAAUACUGUCUACCUGAAGUGGUUGGAGCCUGCAAAUCCAAAUGGGCUGAUAUUAAUGUAUGAAAUCAAAUAUGGGCAGCAUGGAGAGGAGAAGCGAGAAUGUGUUUCCAGACAAGAAUACAAGAAACUUGGAGGAGCUAAACUAACUCAUCUAAACCCUGGAAACUAUUCUGCUAGAGUUCAGGCCACUUCGUUAGCUGGAAACGGGUCAUGGACUGAGCCCAUCUCUUUCUAUGUGCAGCCCAAAUCAGCUAACUAUGGAAACUUCCUGCACUUGGCAAUUGUGCUCCCUAUUGCUUUCCUGUUCAUCAUUGGGGGAUUACUAAUAAUGAUCUAUGUCUUUAACAAAAAGAGGAACAGUGACAGACUGGGCAAUGGAGUACUUUAUGCUUCUGUGAACCCCGAGUACUUCAGUGCUUCAGAUGUGUAUGUUCCAGACGAAUGGGAGGUGCCCCGUGAGAAGAUCACCAUGUGUCGGGAGCUUGGACAGGGCUCCUUUGGAAUGGUGUAUGAGGGAAUAGCCAAGGGAGUGGUGAAGGAUGAGCCGGAGACCAGGGUGGCCAUCAAGACUGUCAAUGAGUCUGCAAGCAUGCGAGAGAGGAUAGAGUUCUUAAAUGAGGCCUCGGUGAUGAAGGAGUUCAAUUGUCACCAUGUGGUUCGGCUGCUUGGUGUUGUUUCUCAGGGCCAACCUACGCUUGUUAUCAUGGAGCUGAUGACACGUGGGGACCUCAAAAGUUACCUGAGAUCAUUGAGACCAGACACAGAGAAUAAUCCUGGCCAGACACCUCCAACUCUGAAGAAGAUGAUUCAGAUGGCAGGAGAGAUUGCUGAUGGGAUGGCUUACCUCAACGCAAACAAAUUUGUUCACAGGGAUCUUGCUGCAAGGAACUGCAUGGUGGCAGAAGACUUCACAGUAAAAAUUGGAGAUUUUGGCAUGACAAGAGAUAUCUAUGAGACAGAUUAUUAUCGUAAAGGAGGGAAAGGUUUGCUGCCCGUCCGCUGGAUGUCCCCAGAGUCACUGAAAGAUGGAGUCUUCACAACGCACUCCGAUGUCUGGUCUUUUGGUGUUGUGCUUUGGGAGAUUGCAACGCUGGCGGAGCAGCCCUACCAAGGCAUGACCAACGAACAAGUGCUCCGCUUUGUGAUGGAAGGAGGUCUGCUGGAAAAACCAGACAACUGUCCUGAUAUGCUGUUUGAACUGAUGCGCAUGUGCUGGCAGUACAACCCCAAAAUGAGACCCUCCUUCCUGGAAAUCAUCGGUAGCAUCAAAGACGAGCUGGAUCCAGCGUUCAAAGAGGUCUCCUUCUUCUACAGUGAAGAGAACAAGCCUCCGGAUACAGAGGAGCUUGACCUGGAGACUGAAAACAUGGAGAGCAUUCCUUUAGACCCCUCCUCCACCCUCCAACCCACUGACAAGCACUCAGGACACAAAGCUGAGAACGGCCCCGGCGUGGUGGUCCUGCGGGCCAGCUUCGAGGAGCGGCAGCCGUACGCACACAUGAACGGGGGGCGCAAGAACGAGAGGGCCUUGCCGCUGCCCCAGUCUUCGGCCUGCUGAUCCCUGGAGCCAGAAUCUCGCCCGAGUAAAACACAGAGAAAUGCAUUGGGGGAAGAAAGAAAGAAAACUACAAUAUAUUCAACAGCCUACUGUACCUCAGUGGAUCUUCAGAACUGCCAUAGCUGCACUUGGGAGAACCCUUUUUUUUUUUUUUUCAGUAAACGAGUUAUCGUAUUUUUCUUUUUUCAAUAUGCAAGCAGAUGUUUGUUUCAGUAAAGGACUCCGUUCAUGGGGCACACAGUUGGCCUUUUAAAACUCUAAUGUUAACACUUAAAUAGCAACAGAAAACUUGAGAUCUGAUGUCUGUCUCUCUCUCUCUCUCUCUCCUCUCUCUUUCUAUCUGUCUCUCUCUCUGCUUCAUAAUGGGAAACAUAUCUGCGCGCAAGUUCAACCCUACAGCACUUUUAUCAGAUCAAAGAUAUCGCAGGCCAGGUGGCUCCCUGGUACCCUUGCAAGCACCUGCCCGACACUGUAGGUCUUUAUUAAAAAAAAAACACAAAAAAAACCAAACAAAAAAACAAACAAACAAGAAAACCACACAAAAAAAGCUAAACUAAAAAAGACUGGAUUUUUAAUGUUGCUCUUUAAUCUUUUUAGGAACAUGUAAAAGAAUAAAAAAGGGCCAUCAUUCAUCGGAGGUCGUUACCAUUUUCAACGCUGCCAAAUUUUGCCAAAAAACUGAACUCUUUGGGUUUUUUUUUUGUUGGGAUUUUUUUUUUUUGUAGGCGUGGAAGGAGCACAGUAAUCAACUGCUCUGUUUCAAAGAGAUCCUGACCAAUAUGUUCUAUUCAAUCAUACACUGGUAUUUAAAAAAAAAUUGAAAAAAAGAAAAAAGAAAUUGUCUAGAUCUUUUUUCAAAACUGGACAAAAUGUGGUGAUUCUUUUUUUUUUCUUGUGAUGGAGAAGAUAAAAGGGGUGGGAUAAAGAAACAGCCCUGUCCCCAUCCCAAUGAAUUCUGGACAAAACUGGCAGUGGUGAGCUAAACAAACGUGCAUUUCGUACAAAAAAGUCAACUGCACGCCAAAAAUGAGAGAUGAAAACCAUGAGAAUACCCGGCAGAGAUCUCCAUCGGUGCAACCUGCCUUCCUUCACAGGCUUGCAAGGAAAAAAAACCACCUAGAAACAUAAAUUGGAGAAGACAAAAAAAAACAGUAACCGGAUUCAAGUCUAUGAUGCUUUGUUGACCUUUUCUCUUUAUUAUUAAGACUUCUUGAAGGGUCUUGCAGUUCUAUGUUAGACCAUGGAUCAUUUGCAUACACAUUGUCUUUUGUGUCACUUUUAUAACUUUUUUACGGUUCAGAUACUCAUCUAUAUGUCUGUACAGAAAAAAGCUGCUAUUUUUUUUGUUCUUUAUCUUUGUGGAUUUAAUCUAUGAAAACCUUCAGGUCUGCCCUCCUUCCCUUCCCUCCCACUUCAACAAAUUUUCUUAUGCUUUGUACUAUAGUGUGUAACCUCUACUUCCUCCUUCCCAGUAACUGAUACCUUUCAUAUGAUUUGCCAUGAACUGUUUAAUGCCUUUUUAUAAAUACAUUUUCUCCUCUUUUUUUUUAUUUUAUUUUUUUUUCUUCUACUUUUUUUCCAUUAGUUGUUUUACAACAUCUUGGCUGUGUGGGCUACAGGGCUUUUGAGGGCGAUACGGAGAAAGAAGGGACACCCUGCACGAAACACUCUAGCAGUGCUGUGGUGUGUGGUGUUUUUAAACCCCAGUUUUCCUUCCUUCCCACUAACCUCUGCCCAGACAGCAUGCGAGUCUCUUACAGUGCAAGGCAUGAUACAAACUCAGGUCAGAAAAAAAAAAAAAGAGGUUAAAUAUUUAGUACAUUCUUGUUCAGUGUUUAUAUUCAUUGUUGUACCAGGGUCCUACCCCUCCAUCCCUCCCCGCUUUGGUUGUGGCACACAUCCACCCACCAUCCCCACACACACUCCCCACAUAGACACACACAUAUAUAUGUAUUACUUUUUGUAUUUGUUGGGUGCAACAGCAGACACCAGGCUUUUGGGUCACUGAUUUUUAAACAGACUAUUCUAACCCUCCCACCCUGUGAACAAGAGCUACACCAGUUACAGCUGGUGAUGCCAGGCAUCCUUAGGGUGGCUACUGAACACCUGGCUCCAGCAGACCCCAGCUUUUUUCCUUCUUAAUGAGGAAGCCCUCACGAAGGGCACCCCGGGUUGCACUUUGCACCCCUGGUUAAAAACAAAAUAAAACAAACCAACAGUAAACCAAACCAACACAAACCCACUACACCAUUUCCAUGGGGCUGGGUGGAAAGCAUGUAGCUGGGGCCAGGGGCUUGGCUAGCAAACAGUUACGUGUUGGCAGCUAUGGAAACCUGUACAAGUACAAGCUUGUUGCUUAAAUCAUAGACCAAACCUCAGAACAAAAGAAAAUGAGUAAGCUUGUUUGUUCAGUUGCAGAAGCCUUGGUGAAAGGGGAAGGAGGGGCCAUCAGAAAGUCUACAACCAAGGAGCCGUACCAGUUGCUCGUCUUAGGUCAGUUACAGCAUCUAAGCCUUUGUUUAGCACUGAUCCAAGCAAAUGAUGGCAGUGAAGAGGUGGUUCUGGGAUGGAACAUGUUGAAAUCUUUUGAGUAAGAACAAAGAGUUAAAAUAUACUGAUUGCUAGUUUUGACUGGAGAUUUUUAAAAGUUUGUAGUGCUUUUUGCUUGUGUAGUUUAGGUCCCAUUAUCUUCUCUUGCCUCUGUCCCAUAGUUAUUUUUCCCUUUUAAAAAUGAAAAAGACAAAAAAAGUUAAUUAAGAAGGUAUUCUAUGUAGGAUUUUUAUUUAUUUUUGUGAUAUCAGUUUAAAUCACUGUAGAGAUGCCCCAUAAUAAAUUUAAAUACUGAGAUAAGGGUUUUUGAGUAUGACAGGGGGACAGUUUUUUAUUUUUUUUUUUCAAACAUUUAUCUACCUCACUCUUAUUUUUUUAUAUGUGUGUAUAUACAAAAGAUACAUCUCACAUUUCUCAGCAGCCAAUAAAUGCCGUUGAUACUGGUAACCUCUCACUCCAUAUACCACAUGCUCUAGGUUCUGGAGGGGAACAGUCACUGCCUGUCACAAAGGGUCACUUCAAAAUAUUUGCCUCAAUUCCAAGGAGUUUCUCCAAAUUUUUUGUUUCAAUUUAUUAUGAUGAGGAGGAAUUCAAGCCUUGGCUGACUUAGGGUGGCCAUUCUUUAAGGAAACACAGAGAUGAGGACUAUCACAGCAAGUCCCCAGUUCAGCAAGAAAACACUGUGUUUAGAUGAGUGGAAACAGGGCUGACCUGGUACAAGGACUUCAAAUUUUGGGUAUUUGAUUAAAUCCAUUGCAGAAAUCAAUUGUUGACAGUGUUUGAAGGUCCAGAGGAAUUGCCUAAAGGGAGUGGUUCUUUCUCUUUGUCCUGUAGAAUGGGCUAAGUCAUUCUUGCCAGUUUUCCCUCAGAUGCCACAAGCACCAAAAAGACUUGGCUGAUUCAGCACCUAAAAAUAAAUUGGCUUGUACAGCAGUAGCAUUGCUUUCUUGAUGAAAAAAACACACCAAAACCAGUGAAAAAACCUGUCACAGGCUGCCUGGUGAUACUACUACAUUGAGUUUACAGCUUUGGAUCUUUGCUGCUUCUGUUUGAUGAGAGCACUGAUUUUUUUUUUUUUUUAUUUUUUUUCCAAAACUAACAUUGGAUUGAUUUCUUUUAAUGUGCCAGUAAAAAUUGAGUUCCCUUUUCUUCCCCUGUUUAUAUGCUUCAUAACUGUGGAUUCUGAUGGACCAGCCAUCAAAUUUUAACUGCCCUCUGACAGCGUGUAACUGGUUUACAAGCACACAGGACUAACACGGGCUUGCUGGCUGCUUGAUGUAUAAUGUUUCUCUUUUUCCAGCUCUGGCAGCUGUUGGUGCAGGUGUUGGUUGUGGUAUCUGAAUAACGUGGUGCUUGGCUACAUGGAGUUGUGCGUGGCCUCUUGAACAUAGUGCUGUGGUGAAGUACUACAGAGUUUGUCUUUCAAGGGAGCAUUUCUUUCUAGCCCUGAGAAACCAGCAAAAUUUGAAGUUUUUCCCAGAUUAUUCCGGUUCUCCAUUUUUUUAAGAGGUUCCAAUGACCUUUUGGUGCAGUGACUGUUCCCCUCUCUUGCACAUAUUGACUACCACAACUGGAGAUCCUCAGAUCUUUCAGCUGGCUAGGAGGGUUUUGUUAAAACUGUCCAAGUUACUGGUUUUUAUACUUGUAUGUAGGUGGUUUUAAAAUGCAUUAGGAAGAAACACUAACGAUGUAGCGCCCAUCAGGAUAAACAUUUCAGAAAGCACUUCAGUAGAAGACAGUCACAUGGCAUCACGCAGGCAUGUGUGAUGACAGUCAGCUCUCCUGGACCAAACCACCUUCAUGAUACCAUUGCGUUCUGUGUUUGCAAUUCAAGCUUAAUUCCUUUUUUGUUCUGUUUGUUUCCAUAGCUUUGUUGUUGUUGUUUUGUGCAUUUUGAAUAGCUUUAUUCACAUGGGGUUUUCAUGCUGACUUCCCUUGGACAGUAAAUCAAGUUGUUUGUGCAUGUGAACAACUGAGAAUUAGUGUUGGCUUGAUAGAGUCAUAAAAUGGUUUGUAAUGUUGUUCUUCCCUGAGACCACUGGCUUGUCUGGUAUGGAAAAUUUAUUUAGAACUUCAGUUAUGUUUGAAUAAAGUUAAAGUAAUCCAAUUUGUUUAUAAAUUAAAAACAAAAGCCCACCCAGCCCUGAAAACCAGCAUUUUGACAAAUGGUACCAAGAUGUUUUAAUGCAGUAGGGUAACAAAUUGGCAUCGCUGCGGGGAGCAGGCGGCUUUGGUUUUAGUGCUUGGCCAUUGUUCUCACCUGACUCGCAUUUAGAAGCUGCUCGGUGGCACAGAAGGUGGUUUGGUUGCAAAAGGAAUGUGGCUCCCAUGUAAACACAAGUGUCAGUGCCUGGUGCUGAGCGAGGUGCUCUUGUGGGGCAGCAAGAAACCAGAGGCAGAAGCUGAGUGUGCUGAGGAUGUGAGGCCAGGCUGUGUGCCUGGGGCCUUGCUCCUCGCGCUGCCUCUGCUCCUUGAAGCGGGUUCAAAGGGCUGUUGGAUUCAUGGGGUAUUCACACUGGUGCUCCUCUUGGCCUUGAAAAACAAAGGAAAAAGAAAAAAAAGCCCAGUUUGCCCAGGACGACUGGUCACCAGAUGGAGCUGCUGUCAGGUCCUCUGGGAACUGCUGAGGGGUGUUCGGUACAGUAUAAGUGAGCAACACUCCUAUUGUUGGUGUAACUCCAUACAUAUAUAUCUAUAUAUACAUAUAUGUAUCUACAUAUGUAUAUCUAUAAUAUAGAUAUAUAUAUAUUUAAACCCUUUUCAUUCCAUUAGUACAAGUAACACUUGUUUCCUGUUAUUCUUAUUUUGUUUGUCAACUGUGUAUUUAAUCACUGGGCUGAACAACAGUGGAGGAAGGUGCAAGGGAUCCACUCCUUACUAACCAGUGAUAAAAGCCAGAUAUUGCAACUUAACCCAUGAGUAGUUGUGCAGAUGAGAGUUUAAGAACGAUGUGUAGAUACAACACUAGUGGCCAGGGGUGCUGAAGAUACAGAACUAUAAACAGGCAGGAGGGCUUUGAAGGAUUCCUCAGUUCAGAAGCUGGUUGCUCAGAAACGAUAAGCAGGCUCUGAAAUGGAGCGCAGAACUGAGAGAUGUUUGUGUGGAGACACGUGAAGCAGGAUGUGGAAAUGGGUAUUCACAGAGACACAGGGCUUGGCAAGAAGUUUGAUAUAGUUCCCUGAGCUCUGUCUGUGGGACAGCAACAGAGCUCAGGUAUCACAGCUCUGAUCAUUGGUACUUGUAAGUGAACCUCUGGACUUCCCACCCAGACUGGUAAAUUCCUUACCAGGAGUUUAACGGUUGUUACCAUCGAUCUGUGUGAAUCAGUCUCAACUUACAGUUGGUCUGUUUUGCAAGUACCUUCAGACUAUCACCAGUUUGUGUGUGUGUGCAUAUGCAUGUGUGCUCAUCUUUUUUUACUUCUGUUUCUUGGUAUGUGUUCUGUUGAUCAGUCACCAUUAGCAUUUUCAAUAGGGCUUUAAGUCCAGUAGAUUACGGGUAGUCAGUUGACGAAGAUCUGGUUUACAAGAACUAAUUAAAUGUUUCAUUGCAUUUUUGUAAGUACAUAGAAUAAUUUUAUAAAAUGUUUGUAGUUUAUAAAUGCCUAAAGUAUAAUUUAAGGGCACUUUUCUGUGUCUGUGUAUGGGUGUGUCUGUAUGUGAUCAGGUUUUUUUGAUGGUACCAGUUUACUAGCUAGCUUUACAAUAUGCCAAAAAGGAUCACUAACUUGUCCAACCCACGGCGUGUCCCUCUCCCCCUACCUGCUCAAGCUUUGUGUCCCAGUAAACAGCAGAUGAAGAAAGGAGUUGGGGAAAUGUUCUGUAUCUUCAGUAUCCUGGUCUUCCAGAGCCCUCUGGUUGGGGUGGGAUCAUCUUAACUGGUCAUUUCACUUUACUGUCUAGGGCAGUUAACUCAAUGGAUUACAAGAACCUCACUGGUCAGGGAAACAGAAUGGGUUUUGCUGCUACCCAGUCUCACUUGUGCUGUCCAGUACCUGCUUUGUGGUGGCCACGUGGUUUGAAGGAUGUGACUGUGUAAGAGACAGAGGGAAGAUGUCUUUCAUAAUGGCUAUUGAAGAACUAUUUGCAGAUUUCGUAUCACUUUAAAAGCUUGUAUGCAGCCUCUAAAGAUGUCGAGCACCAUUUGAAGCUUUGUUGAAACAAGCGAGGCAGGGUCCCUAUUUAUUUUUAUUUAAGAAUACUGAAGAUCCCUUCUCCCUCACUCCCCCUAAAUUUGGCUGAGGUUGUUGUGGAAGUGUUGCAAUGAUUUAGAUACUGUUGAAAAAUCAGCUCUUCUGUUUUCUGAACCAGUGAGGUUUGAGAUGAAAGGAUUGGCCAGAGUUUGUCUACCUCUGGGACAAAAACUAAACUAGAAAGUGCUAAGGAAUGGAUGCAGUUGCAAAUACAUUUUCCAAGUUUUCUUGUUUAAAUUUUUUUAAAGAGAAAAUUAAACAAUAACAUGGCCAAUUUAUUACAUAAAAAGACUUGCUGUGUAUAAAUUAUUCCUAAAGAAAUUCCUGUGUUUAUAUUAAAAUGAAUCAGUAGAUAAAAAAAAAUAAUUCAAAAUGUUUUUGUAUAUUCUGUUGUAAGAAUUUAUUCCUGUUAUUGCGAUAUACUCGGGAUUCUUUACAUUAUGAAAAGAAGAAACUUUGUCUAUUUUGAAUGGCUGAAGCUAAGGCUCCUUUAGUUUCUCUUACUCUGCUUUUUUCUAGUAGUUUCAGUACUACAUGAUUUAAGUUAAAUAAAAGAAUUCUGUAUGCA